AUGGUAUCCCAUCACACAAAUAAGAGUGAUGGUGACAAUAAAAUAACGAGGACACUGCUUCCUCCCACCUCCCUAAAUGUGGGUAAGUUCAUAGCCUACAUAAGUCCUUGUGUAAAGUCACUAACCCAUUUCCACUGCUGCUGUCCCAUCAGCUGCUCUGAAGCUCCAUGGUACCCAGAAUCUUCGCCCAGGCACUGCUGCCUAGAGCUCCUGGGCUCUCAGCGCCAGGAAAUCAUGAGGUUCAGUGUCCCAAGCAUGAGGAUCGACUACACCAGGAGUGUGCUCAAAUCAGUCCUUGGUCCAGCCCCCAGAAAGGCAGUGGCCCCCAUGGGUGCUUAUCUGAUGCUGUGCCAGCCACAGGCAAGAUGUGGGGACACGUUCUGUGAUCCCCUGCAGCACUGUUACUAUGACAAUGCCGUCUUGCCCUUGGACGGGACCCAGAGGUGUGGAAACUGCACCUUCAGAGUCUGCUUCGAGAAGUGCUGCCCCUGGUCCCUCAGUCCCCAGGCGGCCCUCAUGGUGAAGAUGAAAGGCCAGAAGUGCUCCUUGACCCUGACCUCAGAUGACAGGUUUUGUCACAGUUUUUGCUGCUGCUGCUGCAGAGCAUUUAAACAGGAAGGGAUCCAGUCCAGCCAUCCAGGGACUUGCCCCCAAGUCCUUGUUGUGGAGGGGAAGCCCAUGAAAGGAGGAAAACUCAGUGCUCUCCUGUGUGCCAUGUUCCAGAAGCUCAGGUCUCCCACCAGCACCUGGGGUUGUGGAAAAGUCUUCCCUGAGUCUUCCCAGGGUGCCUGGGAUCAGGGCCUGCUUGCCUUUCUGGAGGAACUGGGCCCGGGACUGACGGACAUUGCAGGGCUGGGACAGGGGUACCUGGGUCCAGUCUAG
Mandrillus leucophaeus (drill) is the source of this 882-nucleotide messenger RNA. RefSeq lists its product as uncharacterized. Gene Ontology annotation, molecular function: signaling receptor binding. The transcript has 7 exons. Bases 1 to 882 code for a protein of 293 amino acids. The record is from RefSeq and is a predicted model, not a curated record. NCBI's taxonomy places the organism in Eukaryota, Metazoa, Chordata, Mammalia, Primates, Cercopithecidae.